CACCUGACGUCACCGCGAGGCCGCGCGGCGAUUGGCGGUCGGUGUUGCGCACGGCACGGCGCCGGUUCGCUCUGCGCUGCGCAGGCGCAGCGGCUGCCGGCGGUGCCGGGUCCGCGGGUGCCGCAGCGGCGGGGGAGUCGAGAGUAGAGCGGGGCGGCGGCGGCUCCCCUGCCCCUGCCCGCCGCCAUGAAGAUCUGGACCUCGGAGCACGUUUUCGACCACCCCUGGGAAACGGUGAUGACAGCUGCUAUGCAGAAAUACCCAAACCCCAUGAACCCCAGCGUGGUGGGAGUCGAUGUCCUGGCCAGACACGUGGACCCCGGUGGGAAGCUGCACAGCCACAGGCUGCUCAGCACUGAGUGGGGAAUACCCUCCAUCGUCAAAUCCAUCAUCGGCACAUGCAGAACAAAGACGUAUGUUCAGGAGCACUCUGUUGUUGACCCAGUGGAAAAAACGAUGGAGCUUAGAUCCAGUAAUAUUUCAUUUACAAACCUGGUGUCAGUAGAUGAGAGGCUUGUCUAUAAACCACACCCUCACGAACCAGACAAAACCAUUUUGACACAAGAAGCAAUAAUAUCUGUAAAAGGUGUCAGUCUCAGCAGUUACCUAGAAGGGCUAAUGGCAAACACAAUUUCUUCCAAUGCUAAUAAAGGCCGUGAAGCAUUGGAAUGGGUAAUUAAUAGACUGAAUGCUGAAAUUGAAGAGUUCACAGCUUCAGCAAGAGGAACCAUGAGGAAUUCAAUGGCAGCAGCAGCAUUUGUAGAGAAGUAAUAGUAAAUAAACCUGUGCUACUAAUGAGGUUUAACAACCUGAAGCUUCACUCCAAACCUAAAUACGUGUGUCCUUUAUUAUUUAAAGGCAUACCUGUAUAUUUGGCAUGUUUGAAAUUUAAUUUGGAGAAAAGCUGAAUUCUUACUAAUGAGGCUGAUGCACACAGCCUAGUUAAUCUGUUGGUUCAGCUGGAUAGAAUUUUGGUUACAGGUGAAGAAAUAAUUUUCAUAUAUAGUUUCUGUAUUUACAUGAACACUAACUUAUGUUUUCGGAUAUGAAAUAGCCUCAUUUAGCAAAGAGGCUGCAUAUGGUGCAGGAGACUGUCACAUUAGGUUAACUUGUAUGGAAUUUUUAUUCUUGUGUGACUUCUGGACUACCUCUUUUGGGACCAAGCCCAAAAUUAAACAAAAUGGUUUGUUCCAGCAUUGGUUUUGUUUGUUAAUUCUUGAUAGUUAAGUGAUACAACUUGGUUUAAUAGAAAGUUUCUUACUUGACGCUUGAAAUACAGAAGAAUGUACAAAGUAUUUUUUUACAAGCUUUUUAAAUUGUUUAACUGGUUGAGCUAACAUGGUACUUAAAUUGUUUUUCAGUCAAUAUAGGUAAAACAUACAAAGUGUCUCUUAUCUACUAAGACCUAAAUUCUGUUCCUAAAUGCAACUUUAAUGAACUGGGCGUACAGUAACUUAAAAUAAAUUUUUAUCUCAAGCUUCUGUAAGAAGUGUCUCCAUUUCUAAAAGCCUGUUAAAGGGUACAGUAAGCACAGAGCCUUAAAAUCUUGCACGCUGCUAGGGCAUCUAAGAAUAGCAGGUGUUAAUGCCAAAAUUUCAAAGAACCACUUAAAGGACUAAGAAAAUCUUUGUGAAGUUGGCCAAAGAAAUACAUAAAUAUAAGAGGAAGUAAUAUUAAAGAAUGUUACUGAUAUACUCAUUAACUUGAUCAUGCUCCAGAAAUAACCUGUUACGUCAAAUGAAUAUUGUGUUGUCCUUUAAUUUAAAUGUUUUAAGUUCCAGAAGUUCCUUUACCUUUUGAACUAAUUUGCUCACAAUACAAGGCACUUUAAAUGAAGACAUUGAGAACAAAAAGUUUUCUACGGUUUGUGUUUCUUUCUUGGUACUCGCUGUAGAUUCUUGGUACUGUCACCGGUCAUUAGCUGUGGGAACUUAAAUGUCAGCGCUUGACGUCCUUAUGCACUGUGCCAGUCUACAGCAGUCCUGGUGACUUCAGCAGGGGCUGUUGGUCCCAUGAGGCUCCUUCAGUGCAAAGGAAAAAUGGAAAGACACAGCCCUGAAUUAGCUGAUGCUCGUAUUUUGGUGCCAGAGGCUUUUCCUGGAAUUUUGAUCCUAAGCUUACUAGUAAUUUCAAGGCUCUCCCUCAGCCUGUAAUAUCUGUAAUGUCACCUGUCCCAGCAUAUGUUAUGUUGCAUGCCAUUUGUUAUUUCAGAAUUUCCUAUUGAAAAGUGUCUGCUGUAUGGAGAACCGGAGCUUAUUUUAAGUGUUAAACACAUGGGAACACAUUCUUCAAUAAGAUUUGUGUAGGGGGCAAAAAAACAGGCAUUUAUAUAUACAUAUAUAAAAUCAAAAAAUUUAAUUAUUCUAAAUAUUUUUCUAAAAUUGAGACUACCUUACUAAAUUGAAACCAUUGAGGUUUGCCAUGCUUUCAUAGAUUAUUAGAAUUGAAAUAACAUUUCCGUUUUAAAAGUGUGAAACUUCUGCAAAACUACCAUCAUUUCUGAUAAAAAUGCAAUGCUUGAAACUCAUUUUAAAUUAUUUAAAUGAUUGUUUAGCCAUUAGCAUCACUUGGUAUUUUAAAGUCAAUUUUUUCUGCACUAAGGACUGCAAAGUAUGAACUCACCGUUUGCCCUUGCACUGCAAAAAAAACUAUUUAAUUUUUGCAAGCAUUCAACAACUUCCUAAAAGAUCAUUAUUUUUUUCUAUUUUAUUUAUACGCCUGCAUUCUCACGCUGACAGUAUGGCUUCCUGUAUGUGUUGCUUGUUAAAUAAAAUUUUAUUGGAGUUCUGGCUAGUUCUUGAAA
Messenger RNA from Columba livia (rock pigeon), 2803 nucleotides. It is a transcript of the gene PRELID3B, whose product is annotated as PRELI domain containing 3B. The record is from RefSeq and is a predicted model, not a curated record. The transcript is spliced from 6 exons. Gene Ontology annotation, biological process: phospholipid transport. Bases 187 to 771 code for a protein of 194 amino acids. Gene Ontology annotation, cellular component: mitochondrial intermembrane space. Gene Ontology annotation, molecular function: phosphatidic acid transfer activity. NCBI's taxonomy places the organism in Eukaryota, Metazoa, Chordata, Aves, Columbiformes, Columbidae.